This is a messenger RNA of Closterium sp. Naga37s-1, 1800 nucleotides long. The record is from the annotation of a GenBank genome assembly. Lineage: Eukaryota; Viridiplantae; Streptophyta; Zygnematophyceae; Desmidiales; Closteriaceae.
AUGCGCGACGCGGCAAUCACGAACGGACGAGUCAGCACCCAUCUGCACGCAUUGAUAAGCACCAUUCUGGGGGGCAACCUUCCAGGACCGGUGGCGGACCUACUGACAGCCUCGCGACUCAUAGCCCCAGCCAAACCUGGUGGGGGUGCUCGACCAAUUGCCAUCGGCAAGUGCAUCACCCGGCUGACAGCCAAGGCAGCCCUCGCAGCCAUGGGCGAUGCUGCACGUGACUACUUCCUGCCUCUACAGUAUGGGGUGGCUGUGCCAGGGGGAGCCGAGGCAGUUAUCCACGUGGCACGGGCGUAUCUGGACAAGCUACCCAACAGCCUGCCACACGAGCAGGAGCACGAGGAGCUGGAGGGAUGGGAGAGAAUAGAAGCACCUGGGGAGCUGGCGGCCAAUGCAGCUGAGGUUGGGGCAGCGGUAAAGGGUUUGGUGGCGGCGGCUGCUGAUACUGCUGAGCCAGGGGUGGCACCGCUGGUGGAGACCGACGUGGCUGCUGCGGCUGAGAUGAUGGAUACGCCGCAGGUGGCGACAAAGGCGGCUGGGAUGGCGGGGGAGGUGUCUGCUACUGGGACUGCUGCCGCCUCUGAUGGCGACUUAAUCUCAUCCUCUGCUGUGCGCCCGACUGCGUCAACUCCACCUGUGGAUGGGGGUCCAGCCGUGGUGGAGCCACAGACGGUGAGGGGGGAUGCUGAAUCACCGGCUCCGUUGUUUGGGGAAUCACCGUCACCGCUUGGGGCAGCUGAGAUUGAAGCGGUCGUGGCUGAGACAGGGAGACAAUGGGAGGGACCCUUGAACGUGGAGACGGCGCCGACCGCCGCUGAGUCCGCCGGAGUUCGCCGACCGCCGCUGAGUCCACGUGCAGGAGCACGGCCAGAGCAACACUCGUCAUCGCCGGCUGCCGCAAGAACACCUGCCACCGUCGUUCAAGCCGCAACCGCUGGGACCUCCGCGGACCCAGGCGAGAGACCGUCCCCGGUGACCCCGGGACCUGCGGAAUUAGCAGAAGCAGGCAGAGGCGUCACGGGCGUCACGGGGACGCAAGGGACUCGUCGCUCCGCGAGGCUAGGCACGAUCACUUGGGGACCGCCACGUGGCGGACGAACCCCCUGGAUGCCGGCGGGUCGUGGGGCUACAAAUGGCGCGGCGGGAGUCGCAGGAGGCGCCGGCGCUGAGCGUGGGGGGCGCGGGGAUGCACGGGGUGGCUUCAGGGGAGGACGGGGUGGGCGCAACGCGUUGCCCAGAAACGAGAUCCCGCUGCGAGCGGACACGUGGCGGGAGCGCCACAGUAGACCGGAAAGGGCAGUUCCGCCAGCGAACGAGGAAGCGGGUGAGCCUGACGAUGAGGAAGCAGACCCGGGGUUUAUGGGUGGGGAAGAGGAGACCUCAGAGGAGAUCUCGCUGGAGAAUGAGGAUGAAACGGGGAGAAACAACCACGCCGGCGAGAGGAGAGUGACGAAUGGGGAAGCAGCAGAGAAUCCUGUGGAAGGGGCAGAGGAGGCAGUUGAGGAAACUGAUGUCCCGUCACCGUUUGAGCUGGCUGAGGACGACUCCAUCUGGCAAAUAGCAGGAGGGUGGAAUGUAGACACGUUAAGGAGAGGUGACCAGCCCUUCCUGGUCCGCCGUCUGCCACCUCAGCUGCUCGACCGAUAUUGCCUAUGCAUGCUGGCCACACUCCUGCGCCUACAGAAAUAUCCAACCUGCCAGGGGGGAUGGACCAUUCUGCAAUUUCUCCCAAGGCUAACCCUCAGACCCGAGCCCGAACCCGUGACAGGAAGCAGGUGGGCAGUCAUCUAG